CGCCCCCACUGCCACACCUACAAUAAAUAAAAAAGUCACAGGGGGCACUAUAGAGUCCCUGGGUAACUCCUGAAUCCACUCUUUUGACAGAAAAUGAUGACACACACUUCUUGGUACAAAGUUUUGUAAGUUUUUGAGGAUUCUAAAUGAAUCCCACCCCGCCCCCCCAAAAAAAGGUAUAAAAGGACUAAAAAAGGAAUGAUAAUGAAAAACUAAGUACAAUAAAUGAAUAAGUAAUCACAGAGGAAGAGAAAGGAAAAGAGAAGUUAUUCUGGACCUACAAGUUUUGGUCCCUGAAACAUUCAAAUAAUGGACCCUGUGUCUUCCGAAAUAUUUUACAGACCCCCUGAUGGGGCAUCUUUAAUCUAUAAUGAAUGAACUGGAGGAGGAGCUGAUUUACAACUAAGUGAGAUGAGACACAUGGUCAUCAGUGUUGAAAAUGCUGGAAGUUCAGCACUAUAUUUGGGCAGUGGUAAAGUUAGAGGCGGGACUGAGAUAUGACUCAGACUGCAGCUUGUUCAAAAGACGUCUCUGCACUAGUAUUAAAGAUCCAAGUCAGACCAAAACUGAUGAAGAGAAAGACAUAAAUGUUCACAGUUUCACACAAGUUUCUGGAUUCAUUACAAAAUCUUUAUAACAUUAUAACUUUAUAACUUUCUUUCUAGCCUGCUCUCUGGUUCCUGGUUUCAUAACGGAAGUUGAACAUGACACCCAACACCCCCAGCUGUACAGAGAUAAGCUGUGUGUGUGUGUGUGUGUGUGUUUAAUCUGUAGUGUGAGGUCUAAAUGUGUUCUCUUCCAGCUCUCUCUUUCACACUAAAGGAACCUCCAACUGCAGUGUCUCUGGAUUUCUCAUAAUAAUAAUACUACUGCUAAUACUACUACUACUAACAGUAAUAAUAAUAAUAAUAAUAAUAAUAAUAAUAAUAAUAAUAAUAAUCAGGAUGGCGUAUUGGUGGAGUUUUUCGGCGGAGACGUGGGCUCUGAUCGUGAUCCUCAUCAGUCUGAUCCUGCUGUACGGGUACUGGCCACACAGUUUCUUUAAGCGUUUGGGAGUUCCUGGUCCUAAACCGGUACCAUUUUUCGGAAACAUGUUAGAAUAUCGUAAGGGAAUCCAUAAUUUUGAUAUGGAGUGUUUUCAGAAGUACGGCAGGGUUUGGGGUAUAUACGAAGCGAGACAGCCGUCCAUCUGUAUCCUGGACACCGAGAUCAUCAAAACCGUCCUGAUUAAAGAGUGUUACUCUCUCUUCACCAACCGCAGAAGUUUGCGUCUACAAGGUCCUCUGUACGACGCAGUGACCAUCGCCGAGGAUGAGGACUGGAAAAGAAUCAGGAGUGUUCUCUCUCCAUCGUUCACCAACGGCAGACUAAAGGAGAUGUUUGAGAUCAUGAAGUCACAUUCUCGUUCGUUGGUUGAGAAUCUGGAGAAGACAUCUGAGCGAGGAGAAUCAGCAGAUAUACGAGAGUUUUUCGGAGCGUACAGUAUGGAUGUGGUGACGAGCACAGCGUUUGGUGUUGAUAUCAAUUCUCUGAACAACCCCAAAGAUCCCUUUGUAACCAACUUCAAGAAACUGCUGAAGUUUGAUCUACUCAACCCUUUGUUCCUCACCAGUGCGUUGUUCCCCUUUAUCACACCAGUGCUGGAGAAAAUGGGUAUUUCCAUUUUCCCAACUGCAGUGACUAAUUUCUUUUACGCUUCCCUGCAAAAGAUCAAGUCUGAACGUGUCGCCCAAAAUCAUAAGAAACGAGUGGACUUCAUGCAGAUGAUGAUCGAUUCUCAGACAUCAGAAAAAGAGAAUAUGAAUGGCAAAGAAUCAAACAAAGGUCUGACUGAUCAUGAGAUCCAGUCCCAGUCUUUGGUGUUCAUCUUUGCUGGUUAUGAGACGAGCAACAAGACGCUGUCGUUUCUCUUCUACAAUCUGGCCAGUAAUCCAGACACGAUGAAGAAACUACAGGAAGAAAUUGAUGAAACUUUCCCUAAUAAGGCUGAAGUUGAUUAUGACACAGUGAUGAACAUGGAUUAUCUGGACGCUGCUCUGAACGAGUCACUCAGGUUGUACCCAGUUAUUUUUCGUCUGCAAAGAGUCUGCAAGAAAACGGUUGAAAUAAAUGGUGUUACCAUCCCAAAAGAUACUGUCGCCUUGAUCCCCACUUAUGCCCUACAUCGGGACCCUGAAUACUGGACUGAGCCAGACACCUUCAAGCCUGAAAGGUUCACUCAGGAGAAUAAGAAGAGCAUCGAGCAGUAUGCGUACAUGCCGUUUGGUUUAGGACCCAGAAACUGCAUCGGGAUGAAGUUUGCCCUUGUGAUCAUAAAGCUGGCUGUUGUUGAGAUACUGCAGAAAUUCGACAUCAGUCUUUCUGAGGAAACGAAGGUUCCUCUGGAGCUGAUCAACACUGGAAUUCUGGCUCCUAAACACCCCAUAAAACUCAAAUUCACAAUUCGGAAAAUGUCAAACUCGGACUCCUUCGACAACAGCCACAUUAACUCAUAAACUCUCAAAUGUUUUCCUUAUUUUCACUGUAUUUCUGAAUUUGACUUUAUUUUUCAGAGUAUUACAGUCAAUCUGUAUUUGAAACUGAAGUGGAAAUGUGUGCUAGGUGUGUAAAGAUGCAAUGCCUGUGUGAAAAAUUAUUCAAACCUGUUUAGCACUUUUAAAUGCCAAUGUUAUUUCAUGUGUUCACGCUUAACCCCUGUGAGUCCUUAUGGGCAUUUUUGUCUUUUUCAUUUUUUUUAUUAUUAUUAUUUUAUUUUUAUUUUUUAUAAUUUUGUCUGUGUUAAUGCAAACAGCAUAGUUUUUGUGUAUUUUUAUUGGGAUUUUAAUGUUUCAUCCUCAUUUGCUUUCAUAAAUCUAUUUUAAACUAGAUACACAAAAUAGUUUCAUUCAGGACCUUACAGACAAAAACGUCCCCAUUGAAACCCAUUCAAACUGCAAUAUUUAAUCCUCAUGACGUUUAAGCAUAAAAUCAUGCAUUCUGUGUUAACAGGCUUUUAUUUUGUGUAGUAUUUUCUCAGGUUUAUCCUCUGGGGAAAAUCCAUGCUUUUCCUUUUUUCUGCUUCUGCUGAAUUAUAGAGUGCCGCAGACCAACUGAAUAAAUGAUCACUCUAACAGGACACAUCUGGGCAACAAGACACACCUGUCUGUCACAUGUUCCAAUAUUUUUGAUCACUUGAAAAAUGGGCAUGUUCAAACAAAAAAAAGGUUAAAUUUUCUAAGUUGUUUAACAUGUCUAGAUGUAAAUAUCAGUAAAUAAAAGCUGAAAUUCUCUCUCAUGUUCAUCUUUUGAUCUCAAACCCAAAUGUCUUCAUUGUACAGCAAAA
Ictalurus furcatus (blue catfish) is the source of this 3322-nucleotide messenger RNA. RefSeq names its product cytochrome P450 3A30-like. Bases 945 to 2495 code for a protein of 516 amino acids. NCBI's taxonomy places the organism in Eukaryota, Metazoa, Chordata, Actinopteri, Siluriformes, Ictaluridae. Gene Ontology annotation, molecular function: iron ion binding; heme binding; oxidoreductase activity, acting on paired donors, with incorporation or reduction of molecular oxygen, reduced flavin or flavoprotein as one donor, and incorporation of one atom of oxygen. The transcript has 13 exons. The record is from RefSeq and is a predicted model, not a curated record.